GGGGGUAGACUGAGGCCCCUGGGCGCAGGCGGCAGCCAUGGCCCGGGAGCUGCUGGGCGGCGCGGGGCUGCACUUCGACGAGCUCAACAAGCUGCGGGUGCUGGAGCCGGGCGUGGCGCAGCAGACGGCGGAGCUGCGGGAGGAGUGCAAGGCCUUCGUGGACAAAAUUGCAGAGUUUCAAAAAAUAGUGGGUAGCUUAAUUGAACUUGUUGAUCAACUAGCAAAAGCAGCUGAAAGCGAGAAGAUGAAGGACCCGAAUUUUGUACGUGCGGCAUCAUUCAGAAAGUGUCACCAGGGAGAGCAUCGUCAUUGAAGGGAGUUGGCAGAAGGAAGAGGUUGAUUAGAGAAAAAAGCAUUUACAUACACACUAAUGAUAGCUCCUUUUGUGAACUCCAUUGUUGAUGCAUACGUAGACAGACACAUCACCCAUCUGUACAUUUUAUAGGUUAAUUUAGAAAUAUUUAGUAUGAUAAGCAAAUGUAUUGUCAUCUUGAUUUUGGGGGGGCGCAAAUCGGAAUUAGCGGUCACCUCUCUGCUUACCUGUCCUUCCCUUGUACCAGUGAUCAAUGAUCCUGUAAUAUUUCUAGACAAGGCUUUGCCACUCUGCCCUCUCUGUGGCUUGGCCAAAUUACCAGUAAUGGUAGAGUUAGCUUCCCCUGACAGGAAAGCGGUGUUAUUACCUAACUUGGUAGGAUGCCACUACCAGUUCACUAAUGUCUGUGCAAAACUAGCAAGCCUCUGAUCCACAGAAAUGCACAUUGUGCAUGACAUUUCACAGCUACAAAGAUGAUAGAUUUGUAGGGACUCUGUCUGUACCACAAACUCUCUUAGCAUCUAUCCUGCUUUGCCAUAUACUAUGUGUGGGUCAGUUAUCGUGGCAAAUCUUAGGUUUGAAGAGGAAAUCCUAUGAAGAUGUUACUCUUCUCAGUGCCCAAGUGUUUUAAAAGGACCUGAAAAUUGUCCAGCUGGAAAUGACAGUAGCAAAACAUUAAUGAUAAAAUUCCUUUGCUAAAAAGCAAUCUUGUUU
Alligator sinensis (Chinese alligator) is the source of this 1027-nucleotide messenger RNA. RefSeq names its product intraflagellar transport 20 (gene IFT20). Lineage: Eukaryota; Metazoa; Chordata; Crocodylia; Alligatoridae. The transcript is spliced from 3 exons. Gene Ontology annotation, cellular component: intraciliary transport particle B; cilium; centrosome. The coding region runs from base 38 to 313 and encodes 91 amino acids. Gene Ontology annotation, biological process: protein localization to cilium; intraciliary transport; centrosome localization. The record is from RefSeq and is a predicted model, not a curated record.